CAUUCCCUCCUCCUCCUCCUUCUCCUUCCUCUCAUCUAGGGAUUGGAUUAAUUUAAUUUGCUGCUGUAAAUUGAGUUUAGUUUGAACGAGUUGCACAUUUACAAUUUGUUUCUUCUCUUCUUCUCUUUCUUCUAUGACUAAUAAAUAAUCAAUUUGUUUUAGUCCAUUUUACUUUGAAAUAAUUCAAAUACAGUUACCUUACCUGCAUUCUUGUUUCUUUGUUAAAAUUUUUGGAUGCUUAUGACUUACUACUUCUCUACUAGUACGGUUACUACCUUACGAGAAAUCUCAACCGAAAUCACCGCCAUUGCCUUGCCGUUCAACCUAACUCUCAGCUACUGUGACAUGAGGAAGAUCAGCACACCCUAAAAUUUUCAGAUUUUCCGCUGUUCCAUUCAAAAUGACUACCAAACGCGCUUACAAGCUACAGGAAUUUGUAGCACAUUCUUCUACAGUCAAUUGUCUCAAGAUUGGAAGGAAGUCAUCGAGGGUUUUGGUCACUGGAGGUGAAGAUCACAAGGUCAAUCUCUGGGCCAUUGGUAAACCCAAUGCCAUUCUGAGUCUGUCUGGACAUACAAGUGGAAUCGAUUCUGUAAGCUUUGAUUCUUCAGAAGUUUUAGUAGCUGCUGGAGCGGCAAGUGGUACAAUCAAGCUUUGGGAUUUAGAAGAGGCAAAGAUUGUUCGCACACUUACUGGUCACAGAUCCAACUGCAUAUCUGUGGACUUCCAUCCAUUUGGGGAAUUCUUUGCAUCUGGCUCUCUUGACACAAAUCUUAAGAUAUGGGAUAUCAGAAAGAAGGGAUGUAUCCACACGUACAAGGGCCAUACCCGAGGGGUGAAUGCCAUCAGAUUUACUCCAGAUGGUCGUUGGGUUGUAUCUGGAGGAGAGGACAAUACCGUGAAGCUGUGGGAUCUCACUGCUGGAAAGCUGUUGCAUGACUUCAAAUGUCAUGAAGGUCAGGUUCAGUGUAUUGAUUUUCAUCCUCAUGAAUUUCUGCUGGCAACAGGUUCAGCUGAUAGGACUGUGAAAUUUUGGGACCUUGAAACAUUUGAGCUAAUUGGUUCAGGUGGCCCUGAGACCACUGGAGUGCGCUGCUUGACCUUUAAUCCAGAUGGGAGGACCUUACUUUGUGGAUUGCAUGAAAGUUUGAAGGUUUUCUCCUGGGAACCAAUAAUGUGUCAUGAUGGUGUGGAUGUGGGAUGGUCAAGAUUGUCAGAUCUUAAUGUUCAUGAGGGCAAACUCCUCGGCUGCUCAUAUAAUCAAAGUUGUGUGGGAGUGUGGGUUGUAGACAUCUCGCGCAUAGAGCCAUAUGCUGUUGGCAGUGUUACCCGAUCAAAUGGCCAUUCAGAAUCUAAAUCUAGUUCAGGUGGGAAUUUCUCAGUUCUAAAUGAGAACACUGGAAAGGCUAGUUUGGGAAGGUUAUCUGUUUCACAAAAUUCAGAUCCCUUGGUGAAGGAAACAAAAUCUCUUGGAAGGUUGUCUGUUUCUCAAAAUUCAGAUCCUAACACUGGAAAGGCUAGUUUGGGAAGGUUAUCUGUUUCACAAAAUUCAGAUCCCUUGGUGAAGGAAACAAAAUCUCUUGGAAGGUUGUCUGUUUCUCAAAAUUCAGAUCCUGUUAAGGAGUCAAAAUUUUUGUCAUCCACAGGAAGUGUACCUGGUACCCCUCAAAGGGUCAAUUUAAACACAGGUCCAAAGACAAGUAUAGCCAGUUCUGUGACAGCUCCUAGUGCAACAGUCUCAAAGAGGAAUUCUACAAAGGUCAACUCAACAUCCAACGUUUCAAUCUUGAACAAGUCAGAUAUUGUACCUGUAAUUGUCCCUAGAACAAAUACUAGGUUUGAGCAAGCAGCUGAAUCCAGAAAAGAAGUUGACAUUGUUGGAAGAACAAUGCCAUUUUCUUUGCAAUCUAAGACAGCUGAUUUCCGGAAGUUUCCAAAUAGUGGAGAUGAGGUUGACCGGCCAACUCUCCCUGUUCUCUCUGAAACCACAGGCCCUAAGGCUUCUGAAUUGAGUAGUGUUGCAGAUAGGAAUACCUACCCUGCAGUUAAAGGCUCAGUCCAGGGAGCAUCUGCUGCUGAAAGGAACAUGAAGGAUGAUAGGUUUGUCAUAUCUGGUAAGAGUGAAUCAAUGUCAAUGUCGGAGUCUCCUGCUAGCUACCACGAUGAAAGAUAUGAUAGUUUGGGCAAUAAAUCAACCAGAGAUGCUUUUCCAAUGGAAAGUCAAAAAAGAGGAAGAAUGCGUUCACUUGUCAUAAAUUGGGAGACAAGAGGAAGAUCUCCUAAUUUUGAGGGACCGACUUCCGGUAUUUCCCAAGGGACAGUAUCUACUGGAAGCAUGCCUCCGUUCAAUGCGCUUAAACAGAGAGGAUAUACUGCACCUGUCGAAAAAGAAAUGGUUUAUGCUAGCGAUGAGGAUGCUAGUGCAGAUGUAAUGGAACCACAUGAUCAGUUUGUCAGCUCUAUGCAGUCCCGUUUGGCUAAGUUACAGGUAGUUUCUAGAUACUGGGAAAGGAACGAUUUUAAGGGGGCCAUUAGUGCUAUGCAAAAGAUGGCUGAUGAUGCUGUCCUUGCUGAUGUAAUGAGCAUUAUGACAGAGAAAAUUGACAUAGUGACGUUGGAUAUUUGCAGUUGUCUUCUCCCUCUUCUGUCAGGUCUUCUUGAAAGUGACAUGGAUAGGCAUUUAAGCAUCUCUCUGGACAUGCUGCUUAAACUUGUUAGAAUAUUUGGCUCGAUGAUCUAUUCAACAUUGUCAGCAUCAACGUCUGUUGGCGUCGAUAUUGAGGCUGAGCAAAGGAUGGAACGCUGCAACCUUUGCUUUAUAGAGCUGGAAAAAGUCAAGCGCUGCUUGCCGAUUCUGACUAGAAGAGGGGGUUCUGUCGCAAAAUCUGCUCAAGAAUUGAGUUUAGCACUCCAAGAAGUUUCAUGAGUGAAAUCAUGCUGAGUGGAAAUGCAGCUUGUUUCAACUUAGCAUGGGUUAAAUUCUUUAAGUUGCUGUGGAAUUGAAAUGUUUUGGUGCAAGAAAGAACCAGUAUUUGAUUUCUUUCCAUGCCCUGGGUCCUCCAUGUACAUUGCUAAGUGGAGGCAUUAACUACUACUAAAUUAACUGGAUCAUAGGGCUAAUAGUACCUGCUGCUGGCUUUGGCAACUAUCAACUCUGUACCUGCUUGGCGAGAAUCCAUCCACUUUAUAUUUCCUUCUAACCCAAUGUGUAGCUUGUCCAGAUAUAACUUUUUGCGUGUUUUUUUGAUCUAACUAUUGUUUUCAACGUGAAUAUACAAAACUCUUAACACAUGGAUUCUCAACUUAUUCAAAUCUUGAAAUAGAGCAAGCUGAGUUUAUAUUGA
Pistacia vera is the source of this 3344-nucleotide messenger RNA. RefSeq names its product katanin p80 WD40 repeat-containing subunit B1 homolog. Gene Ontology annotation, cellular component: katanin complex. NCBI's taxonomy places the organism in Eukaryota, Viridiplantae, Streptophyta, Magnoliopsida, Sapindales, Anacardiaceae. The coding region runs from base 401 to 2926 and encodes 841 amino acids. Gene Ontology annotation, biological process: microtubule severing; microtubule depolymerization. Gene Ontology annotation, molecular function: microtubule binding. The record is from RefSeq and is a predicted model, not a curated record. The transcript is spliced from 20 exons.